This is a messenger RNA of Aspergillus fumigatus Af293, 1785 nucleotides long. NCBI's taxonomy places the organism in Eukaryota, Fungi, Ascomycota, Eurotiomycetes, Eurotiales, Aspergillaceae. The record is from RefSeq and is a predicted model, not a curated record.
AUGCCUCGAAGAUGGCUUGCUCCCCCAACGGCCAGCCGGUUUUGGCUCCCCAGGUGCACUCCGCUUCUUGCUGGUCUUUUUAGGGUUGCAAUCUUCAAAAGUGCAGCAAAAUGGGCCGAUUUUUCACCGUCAGUCUGGCUGCUUUUGCAGCUACUGGGUCGUUUCUCUUUGGUACGUUCAGCAUUGAUACUUGUUAAAGCGUUUCUGUGUGAAAUCCCAGGUUUCAGACGCCUUCGUCUCUUCUCAGUUGUAAAAAACAACACACUUUCAUAUCCACCGCCUCUGAAGUUCUGGCUAAGUCGCUUAUUCAAAGGAUAUGAUUCCGGUGUGAUGACCGAUGUUAUUGCGAGUCCUAAUUUCCUCGCCUUCUUCAACACCAACAAGACUUCCGCCAUUAUCGGGGCCAUUAACAGUACAUUCAAUGGAGGCGGUAUGUAUUCCCUUUCCUACUGCAAUUCUGCUCAUUCACUGACAAAGACUGCGAUAGCCGCCAUUGGGGCCCUUCAGGGAGGCCUGACGAUGGAUCGGUUCGGGCGUAAAUUUACCAUCCAGAUGGGUGCUCUUAUCUGUCUCGUCGGCGCUAUUCUUCAGGCUUCGGCGAUGAACCUGGCCAUGAUUCUGGUCGGCCGUAUCCUCGCAGGAUGGGCUGUCGGUCUCAUGUCCAUGUCCGUGCCCGUCUAUCAGGCCGAGUGCGCGCAUCCUCGCUCUCGCGGCUUGAUCGUUGGACUGGCGCAACAGAUGAUUGGGGUUGGUUUCAUCGUCAGCACAUGGGUCGGUUACGGAUCACUCCACGCACCAGACACGAGUUCGUUCCAAUGGCGAUUCCCCUUGGCUUUCCAGGCCGUUCCUGCUCUGCUUCUCGUUGUCGGCAUGCUUUUCAUGCCAGAGUCCCCUCGAUACUUGGUCGAGACCGAGAAGUACGACGAGGCGAUGAGGAUCCUAAAGAGAUUGCACUAUGAUGGGACCAAUGACGACUGGAUUCAGACCGAAUACACAGAGAUCAAGGCCACUAUCGAUGCCGAGAAGGCUGUUAUGGCUCCUGGCUGGCUCAUCAUGUUCCAAGUCCCUCAGUGGCGGACCAGAUUGAUGCAUGGUGUUGCCGUGCAGGUCUUCACUCAGUUCACCGGUGUCAACGUGAUCGGCUACUAUCAAACAAUUAUGUAUGAAUCACUCGGUAUCACAGGGAACAGAGCCACGCUAGUUGCCGGUAUUUACAACUGCGUUGGUCCUAUCGCGAACUUAAUCUUCAUCAUCUUCAUUCUGGACAGGGUAGGACGACGCAGGCCCAUGAUGUUUGGUGCCAUCGGAAUUUCCAUUGCCUUGAUCUGUGAAGCAGCAUUGAACUCGCAGAAUGAGGAUGGUAGCCGCCAUGGCUACAGUAUCGGUGGGGUUGUAUUCCUCUUCUGCGUGACCAUCAUCUUUUCCCUGUCCUUUGGCCCUUGCAGUUGGGUCUAUAUGUCUGAGGUCAUGCCCAUGCAGAUUCGUGGUAAAGGCAACGCCUUUGCGACAGGUAUCGGUAACUGGGCCGUGGCUACUCUCUGGGCCCAAGUCUCUCCUAUUGCUCUGGGCAAGCUUGGAUGGAAGUUCUACUUUGUCUUUGUAGCAUGGAACAUCUGCAUUACCCUGCCGGUCAUCUAUUUCUGCUUCAAGGAAACCAAGCAGAAGUCCCUGGAAGAGAUUGAUUUGCUCUUUGGUGGUCGCGCCCUGGGCACUCUGCCGGAGAAUAUGGCCGAGAAGGGCGAGGAAACCGGUAUCUCUGUGACAAACGUGGAGCACAGUGUUUGA